ACAGGCACUACCCAGCCAUCCUGCCAUCCUGCCAUACUACCAGCGGGCUAUCCUCGUCGAUGCUCGCACUCGCAAAACUAGCGGUCGUCCCAAGAGCUCAAAACUUGAAACACAGUUUCAGGUCUUCAAUCGUUUCCAUGUGUUGUAGGCUGGUAGCCAUUAGCAGCGCCUGUAUCAUUCACUCGCGACGACAUUCCUGACUCACGUACCCCUCCAUAUGCGCGCCUUCCGCGCUUAGAAGAGAAAAACCGGCCUCUUCGGACCUCAACUUUUCCCCAGCAAUUAACGCUCUAAUCUAUCCGAAGCAUGAAGUUUAGGCGGGGUCUUCGUCGCACCGCCAUAGUGCACCCCGAGCCGCACUCGCUUCUCUUUCCCCAGGUCCCCAUCCGCGGCUCGAGGGACGAAGGCAGAAAGCUCGCGACGGAGUCGCUCUCAGGAGGCAAUGACGCGUCUCCAGGAAUCGCGGUGGCGCAAAUGACGCUGGAUGAGGCAAUUGAGGCCGCUGCUCGCGAGCAAGCGCAAAAGAACCAACAGCAGCCGCAGCAGCCGGUAGUGACGCAGCCGGUCGUGACGGAGCCGGUAGUGACGACGCAGCCGGCAGUGACACAGCCGCAGCCUGUUACCGAACCGCAGCCACAGCCGCAGCCACAGCCGGAGCCGCAGCCGCAGCCGAACCCGGAUGCGACAGGGCAGCAGGCGCCCGGCGGAGGUCGCACGGAGAAGCAGCUCUUCCCCGGCAUGCCCUCCCCCGCAGUCGAUCCGCCCGUCGCCAGCGGCGGGGGCGGCCUCUUCCCCGGCGGCGGAAAUGGCUUCAAACCCACGCCCGCCGUGCCGACAACCCCGUCUGUGCCGCAGACGCCCUCCGUGCCGGUCGCCCCGACCACGCCUGCCGUGCCCUCUGAGCCGGUCACGCCGGGAGUGCCGUCUGCGCCCACCACCCCGCAACCCCAGCCGGGGACUCCGGUCGCGCCCACUGUCCCUGUGCCCUCGGGCCCCGCCGUCCCCACGCCGAAGACUCCCGUCGUCCCCACGCCAAAGACUCCCGUCGUCCCCACGCCAAAGACUCCCGUCGUCCCCACGCCAAAAACACCUGCCGUCCCCGAGCCGAAGACCCCCGCCGUCCCCAGCUUUCCGACGCCCAAGGCGCCGGGCUCAACUUCUGCGCCCAAGACCCCGCCUGUAACCCCUGGCGGAAAAGUUCCCCCUGGCGUGCCGAAUCCGAAGACAUGGCCGGUAGCUCCCGGCUCAAAAGCCGCGCCUGGCUUUCCCGGGGCCAAGAUUCCCCCGGGGGCCCCCGGUUCGAAAGCCGCGCCUGGGUUUCCCGGACCUAAGGUCCCCCCUGUUGCUCCCGGUUCGAAAGCCGCCCCUGGCUUCCCCUGGCCUAAGACGCCUGUUGCUCCCGGUUCGAAAGCCGCCCCUGGCUUCCCCUGGCCUAAGACGCCUGUUGCUCCCGGUUCGAAGGCCGCGCCUGGCUUCCCCUGGCCUAAGACGCCUGUUGCUCCCGGUUCGAAGGCCGCGCCUGGCUUCCCCUGGCCUAAGACGCCUGUGGCCCCGGGUUCGAAGGCCGCGCCUGGCUUCCCCGGGCCUAAGGUCCCCCCUCUUGCUCCUGGUUCGAAAGCCGCGCCUGGCGUGCCUAAGAUUCCGCCAAUCGUCAAACCUGCUCCUAGCUCCACCGCUGCGCCUGGUUCCGCCUCUGCGCCUGGUUCCGCCGCUGCGCCUAGUUCCGCCGCUGCUCCAGCUUCCGCCUCUGCGCCAUCCUCUCUGCCGUCCCGCCCCCACCCUAGCCUGUCCGCCCCCGGUUCCCUCUCUGCGCCGGGCUCCGCCAAGGCUCCUGUAUCCGCCCCUGGCUCCGCGAAAGCUCCUGGAAAAGCACCUGGCUUUGCGCCCGGCUCUGUUCGCGCCCCUGCUGUUACGCCACCGAACAAAACCGUCACGGCGCC
Closterium sp. NIES-67 is the source of this 1940-nucleotide messenger RNA. Lineage: Eukaryota; Viridiplantae; Streptophyta; Zygnematophyceae; Desmidiales; Closteriaceae. The record is from the annotation of a GenBank genome assembly.